GUAGCGUACAGCCAUUGCUCCGUUCAUUUCUUCCUUACGGUGGAGCCAUUAUACUUAGAUGUGCAGCACUAACUAGCAACUAACCAGCAAUGGAAGCGCCUCGGGGAAAGGGGUACACUGCUGUACUCUUGAGAGAAUUGUUAGUGCAUUAAUAAUUCUAACUGGAGAGCAACAUGUGACAAUCAGGCAGUAAGGACUUCAUCCUGUUACGGUGACAUCGAGAAGAGGGUGUCCAUAGUAACCGACACCUGCGACGGGGGCAAACAAACGUCUUUCCUUGUGUUUAAAAACGGAAGCUCACGAGAGGAUUAGACAUUUGUGCCGCUUGAAGGGACAUUCAACUGGGAACAUAUUCGAGUGUAUUUGGCGGGUGACAACAAUGUACCAACGUAUGUAUAGCCUGCAUGGCCUGCAGUAGGAGUAGCAGAUUUAGCCACGUUAUAGCGUUGUAGGUGGGUGAUGUCACCGCGUGAAGCAGCUGAGAAGAUUGUGCAAAUUAACUUUGGAUACCUCGCAUAUCCGUUGGGAAAGAACGUAGGCCUGUUAAUGACUAUUGCACUAAUAAAUGUAAUGUUCAGGUAAGGUAGCUAUUGAUUGAGCUAUUGGUUGAUAUAACUUGCUUUACCAUGCCAUAUAGCUAGCACAUACGCCAGCUAUUGAACAACUUUGGACAAGAACCUUAAUGUAGCCGGCAUUUGGAUUAGUUAUAGCUAUACAAUCGUUACAUUUGGACUUUUACGCCUAAAAUGCAGGCUACCUCAGCUGGGUUAAAACCUUGAAUGUACACGACUUGACCAAAAUGCUGCCAGGUUCUAUUCAGAUAACUGGAGAGACACUCUCGGGGGCCGAAGUAAAGGACAUAUGCGACAGCUUGAAAGAGAAUAGUGUUAGGCUUCUGUCUGUCAGAGGAUGCCAGCUUUCAGACCGCGACUUCGGCCGGGUAUGUCGUGGUGUCGCUGAGUCACACUCCUUGGCUCAACUCAACCUGAAUCUCGGUGUGGUUUCGAGCAUAAACCGGACAAAACAUCUUGCCGAUGCUCUUAAGGCCAACAGAUCAAUUCAGACUUUAUUUCUCCAUGGCAGCCCCUUGCUAGAUGCAGGACUAGUCACUCUGAACACAGCCCUGUCAACUCAUCCGUCCCUGGUGUCACUGGACCUUGGUGACUGUCUACUGGGGGAUGAGGCACUAAGGCUCAUCUGUGGUAUGCUGCCCCCAGAUGGGGCCAAAUCAGGUCUACGGGAGCUGACUCUGAGUGCUAACCCAGGCAUCACGACCAAGGGCUGGGCCCGACUGGCCAUUGCUGUGGCCCACAGUUCCCAACUACGAGUCCUCAAUCUGGACUAUAAUCCCUUAGGGGACCAGAUAGCAGGCAUGCUGGCAGUGGCUGUGGCUUCCAGUAGAACUCUAGAGGUGUUGGACCUGGAGGGAACCGGACUCACUAACCAGUCGGCACAGGUCUUCCUGGACAUGGUGGAGAACUACCCCACGUGCCUGCGCGUGCUGGUCCUGGCCGAGAACGCCAUCAGCCCUGAGCUGCAGCAGCAGAUCUCCGAUUUGCUCUCCGAGGACUCCCAGAUGAUCCUGCUGACUUCAGGUCUAGGUGAGAGCCUACUGGCUGAGACUGAGAUGUGAAUCCACACACUUCCUACUUCAGUUUGAUUUGUAUUCCUUUGACCCUUUUUCCCUCUGCACUUGAUUCAGUUGAAAAAUCACAAUAUUAGAUAUCUUGCAACCAAUCACAUUUGCAUGACCUGUAGCACUUGUACAUAAAAUAGCUUUUUUUGGAGCGGGCACAGUACCUUAAUACACACCAAGUGACUUAUAGGUAAUAGUGAAUUAUUUAUUUUAAACAUGUACUGUCUAUUUAUAGUUCACGUUUAAAGAUUAUGUAACCAAUGAAUGUUUGUAUGCUCUGAUA
Hypomesus transpacificus is the source of this 1919-nucleotide messenger RNA. RefSeq names its product leucine rich repeat containing 73 (gene lrrc73). The transcript is spliced from 6 exons. The record is from RefSeq and is a predicted model, not a curated record. Bases 800 to 1633 code for a protein of 277 amino acids. Lineage: Eukaryota; Metazoa; Chordata; Actinopteri; Osmeriformes; Osmeridae. Gene Ontology annotation, molecular function: protein binding.